AUGUCGAUUCAAGGGUCCUAUAAGCCGCGUAAGCCGAAGCUCGGUCUGAUAUGCAUGGACAAAAAGGCGAAGUCCGAGCCGAUGAAAGCCUUGCUCUCAAAGCUCAAUCAUGACGAUUACCUCGAUAUAGUUGAGUUUCCUGAAUGUAUGCUAUUGAAUGAAGAUAUAGACAAGUGGCCCGCGGUGGAUGUCAUCAUUGGGUUCCAUUCAAAGGGUUUUCCUCUAAGAAAGGCUAUAGCAUAUGAAAGACUACACCGCCGCGCCCUUACCAUCAAUUCCUUGAGUGACCAGAGGGUCCUGCUGAGCAGAUUUGACGUUUAUAGACGCAUGGAUCAGCACUCAAUUCCCACAUGUAUGCACAUACUUUUAGAGCGGGAGCCGCCAGCACCAGAGCGCAUAUGCGAUGCAUGCAAAGCCAUCAUGCUCAAGACAGGGAAUUCGGAAACACGAGCUGAUUCCAUUUGUUGCACUUGCAAAUAUAAGGACCCUCCCGGGUUCAUAGACGAAGGUGAGUACAUAGAAUAUGAGGGCACACGAAUCUACCGACCAUUCUUAGAAAAACCUCAGGACAGCGAAGACCAUAAUAUCUGGAUUUAUUACCCUUCGGUCAAGGGUCCACUUACAGAGGCAGGCGAAAAGCCCAGGUCUGCUCGACAGGAAGGAGUUACAAAGCUCUUCAGGAAGGUUGAUAAUAGAUCUUCUGUUUUUGUGGAAGGCUACUUCCCCAUUCGUCGAAAUGGCUCCUAUGUCUACGAGGCAUUUCUGCAGCCGGAGGGUAAUACAGAUGUCAAAAUCUAUGCUAUCUUUCCAAACUACAUCCUUGCAGAAAAGCGAAAAGCCCCACACAUUGACGGUGUUGUCCUGCGAGACCCUGAGACUCGCAAGGAGGUGCGUGAGCCUACUGAGCUGACCAGUAAGGAGCGCGAUAUCUCAAACCUCAUCUGGCGCGCGUUCAAGCAACGCGUCUGUGGUUAUGACUUUAUCCGCUCUGGCAACAAGUCCUACGUCUGUGAUGUCAAUGGCUGGUCCUUUGUGAAAACUAACUCCCACUAUUAUGACAACUGUGCACGAAUCCUUCGAGAGCUUAUCCACCAAGCACUAAACAUUGAUCAAAGGGCUCUCACAGUGACGUAUGGCCUUCAGCUGGAAGAGUAUUGCUUUCGUAAAUAUGAGCACGAUACUACGACGACAAAUGUCGGCGAGUACACAUACAAAAGCUCCAACAAGUACUUCAUUGACCAUGGCUAUCUGAAGGUUCUAGCCAACAAGAAGAGCUCUCUAUCUCAAAAGAUCUCUACGUUUUUAAUGAGCAAGGACGUCUUUUCAUCGUCAAGCUCGUCAGGACCGUCCAGUACAGACAGCUGUGCUCCAAAGUCUUCUGAGCUACCUGCUUCCGAAAGCAAGGCCCAUGUCUCUUUUGGGGACUACGUAGGAUGCACAAUGAAACCGCGAGGCCUUGUUUCAAUCCUACGACACGGAGAUCGCAUCCCUAAGUUUAAGCUCAAAAUAACAUCAUCUAAUAACAGCCUUUUCAAGAUAUUUGCCGGUAUUCUUGAUCGCGAUGUUGAGCUAAAGGAGUAUAACAGACGAGAGGAGGAACUGCGCGACUUUGUGCUGAGACCAGAGUACUCUGUUGGCCGUGCAGAGGAAAUAGCGACCACAAUAAGCUCUAUCUUAACGGAAAUAGGCUAUGACCUGAUGGAGUUGGAGACAGCUCCACUCCUUACUGAAUCUAUCGACACUUCCUAUGACAGCCCAUCGUCCUCCUCUGCUGAGUGCGACGGGGGCCCUGAAAAGGGUGACUGUUGCUCUGUACGAGAGAAAGUUCGCAAGCAUCUUACCAUGGUUCGUGAUGGGAUUUCCAUCAAACUGUCAUCCCUGAAGAUAUUAAAGUCCUUACCUCAACAUAGACAGUCCGAGCCUUCACUUAUAUCAGAGACUAACACAGAGGCUAGCAGUGCAACUCAGUUUACAGAUGCAAUUUUCUUUUCAACACAAGAGAUUGAGGCUCUAAAAUUGGCUUAUGCAUUGCUCCGCAAUGAGAUUGCAGGCACAAAGAUUCAGCUUAGGGUGGUCAAGAAAGCGCCUCUCAUGUUUCAGAUGAUAAUCAAGUGGGGUGGGUAUCUAUCCAUCGCAGGACUUCGCCAGUCGUUUCUGAUGGGCAAACAGAUCAGGCGAAUGUUCCUGACAUACUUUGAUGAUCCUGCAACGUACUUUAGAGACAAGGAUGCGCUAACUGCCUCCUUGCGCCGAGAAGGUACUGCUCCGUCUCAGCCUCCAACCAAUGUGAGCUCUCCACUCAUAGCCCCCAGAGCCACUCCCCUUCAAGAUGAGGACAUUGGCAGCGAGGCACAGGCGGCCAUUCGUGAAAAGCGGUGCCGUCUGUUUAGUCAGAUACUCCACGUGUUCUAUGGAAAUGAGCGACGGGUGAGGAAGACGGCCAUAGGUGUGCUGCUUGGAAUCUGCGCUGACAUAGAUGCAGAGAUAGACGACAUCUUUCCGUGCCUAUCUAACUAUGACAGCUAUGAAUUAGCACCCAAUGCAUUGAAGCUACUCAACAAGCUAUAUGGGAAUGAUCAGCCGCUACCGUACAUUCACCUCUAUCCCUCGCAACUGUCACAGAUCCUUGUGGAGGGAGGAGACAUUCUAGCAUCAAAGUCCAGGUUAGUUACAGCUGCGAUGCGAGCAGAGCAGCACAAGAUCAACGAAAUCCUUAACAGAACGGUCAGCAGUGUUGACAAGUUCUUCUCAAAGACUCCUGGGUCUGCCAUACAAUCAACUAAAAUUUCAAAUGAUUGUGCACAUUCUGCAAUUCUUUCGUUAGAUAAGUUAGCUAACAAGCAUGCUUUCAAUGUUGAUCACAAUACAGAGACAGAGUUAUGCCCUGUUCCCGAUUUCACGACUUCCAAUUUAAACGGAACCCUCGCCUGCGAGUCUACUCCAAAUAUCCCAGCCUUUCAGAAUGAUACGCACUUACCUCACCAAGCAAGAAGGCUAUUAAUGAACGUCGUGGAUAGCAGCCGUACCUUGGACUAUAGCGAUUUCUUGUGUGCACGCACUGGUCGAGAAGCAUCAGGCAGGUCUGUUAAAAAGUCAAUCAUGAACAUGUUUUCUUCGGCCUUCUCUACUACCCCUACGGGUACUACUGCAGCCGAGUCAUCAAGCCUCACUUCCCACUUCAAGAGGCCUUCCAGCAAAUUACCAACGGUUUGUUCCCAGCCAGGCUUGGAGCUAUUAUGUCCAGACCAGAAAGAACUUACUGCUUGUACAGAGCUUGAAGUAAGCACCAGCUCUGAUCUUCUAUCUGCACGUACAGACCUUUCUACCAUGUAUAGUCACAGAAGCAUAUCACCAAGCAGUAAGCACGAGCUUGUUCCCCAAUACGCCUUAGCUGAACCGGCAGCUGAGAUGACUGACUCAAGUGUCACGAAUCAUGCAGCGCUUAGGUCGCAACCAAAUCAUGGUCUAUGUCCCAGGGAUGUAGCAGCAGACUACGCUUAUACUAGACCGCAAGGAGCGCUUAUUAGCUUAAGCAGAGAGUGUUCUGAGCCGGACAGCAUAAGAAUUCUUGAGGCGCCCCUGCCCGUAGAUUCUCGGAGGCAUGUUCCGGACAAGUAUGUCUCCACAGUAAUGCAAGCCUUUCGAGGCUGUCUCCGACCGACGACAUUCGCACUACAUAGGGAUGCCGCGUAUAGUAUCUACACCAGCAUGAAAACCUUUAUCAAAGAAGCCCAGAGGUUUUUAGCUACAGAUGGAGCCACGAGUAACACCUCAUUUAAUUUGAGCAAGAUCUACCGCGAUUUCGGGGACGAAAUUUACCUUAAAUCAUCCAGACCCCUAGACUGUGAGAAGCUAUGUACCAAUACUUCAGCACCUGACAAUUCAGUUGUGGCUACUCAAGGCUUCGUAGAAAAUCAAGAUCAGCUGGACCCCAAGCAUACUCAGAUUUGCCCUUCUAAAUUGCCCAUAAGAAUUCAGUCAUCAAAGAUUCCAAUCUUAUCUCAACUUAAGUUUGUUCUUAAAAGCAUGAGGAAAGACGGAUACUAUGACUUUUCAAAGCUUGUGGACAUUUAUCAAUGCCUUAGAUUUGUAAGCAUACACUACGAUAAGCUGGCAUAUAUGGAUAGCUUUAAUAAGUUAUAUAAACACGUAGAACUUUACGCACAAAACUUAGCAUACUACAACUAUGGAGUGCAGGAGCUGGACCGUGGCCGCAUUGCUUAUAGCAUAGGUGGCAUGCUUUUGGAUGCCGUGCUUGGAGACCUCGUUCAGUACACAUUGCGAUUGACAAAGAAACAGAGUGCACAGCACAGGCGCAUGCUUUUAACAGAAUCUAGCACUGGCGGUAUUGCUGAGUCCAGCCUUGAUUGCAAGGCUCAACAUGCUGUAACGUCGAUAAGCUCUACUGCACAGAUGUGUGCCUCUGCGGGCGACCAGCAUGGCACACCGAAGGACGAAGAGGGUCUUUCAGAACAAAGCAUGCUUGCAGAGAUUUAUGUCGGCGGUGAGGCUUAUCUCCAUGCAACAAUCAAUUUGCUGCUCUCUCAGGACCAUUUGCUGCCAUUUUUAGCCAAAGAACGGUGUAUAACCCGCAAUAUCUCGUAUCUUGCCAAUGUACACUUUGUUCUUUGGGAGCUGUCUAAGCCGGGGCUUGACCCAACUUACCUGAUGGAGACCUUCUUCUCUCCUGGAACAACGAGUGAUAUCUUUCAGCCUAACACGCAUAAUACCCAACCAAUUGACCAACCAGAAACCCUCAUACACCCCAUCCCACUCCAGUUUCUCAACGGACUCGUGAGCAAGUCCAUACGGCAGGCACAGCAAAAGAAGACGUCUGAGCGACUUCUCUCAACGGUCUGCGUGUUGAGGCAUGCCGAUCGAACACCGAAGCAGAGGCUUAAAUUCAGAGUCCAAGAUGAACACCUAGUUGUUAGCAUAAUGGCAGAGCUCUCGUCAAGUCCAAUUGCACCGGCCGACGUUACUUUGUGGAGCGCUAAUCACACGGAUAAAAAGCUAAUAGACGCCAUAUCUAAAAUCAUAGAUGGACAUAUUGCUAGAUUGGCCAGCUUAUGCUACGAAAGCGGCACUGGACCUGCAAGUUCGUCAAAGAGCGACCAGAACCUUCUAGCUAAUCUGAAUGAUCUCUUGACAAUUAUAAGGAAUAAUCCACCAGCACUAAAAAUUCAGGUCAAGUUCCCUACACCAUGGAAGGGUGUGAAGGUCCUUACACUAAUUGCCAAGUAUGGGGGAUUAUUAACUAAGAUGGGGACGAUUCAAAGCCGACAGUGUGGCCAGCAGAUUUUUAGAACCCUCGUUGACGAUGUCCUUGACAACGAAGAGUCCAAUCAGACCCCUGAGCAGCGCCUCAAUUAUCUCCACUUCCUCAUUCGUACUUGUAGGGUUUACUGCAAUGAUGAACCCCGAGUUCGAGAAACAGCAGAAGAGUGUGUGUCACGCAUUGUUGAGUGCUGGAACUCUCACUUGGCUGGCGACAACAAAGAUGGCAUCAUCCACUGGGACAAAACUAGCGUCACAGAACUCACAAUGCUUUCAGAAGUGGACAAGUAUGCACGAUCACUGAUAGACGAUCAAAAGCGAACCCUUAACGAGGCUCUGACAAGCAGCGUUAAUCUGUCAAACGCAAACCCCAGCACCCUGUCUCCAACGCUCCGGAUGCUUCUCCGCAACAUACCCCCCACAACCCAGGUGGAACUGCAAAUACCAAGCCUCCGCUUGGGAACUCUUAAAGACUUACUUUUUAAAUUGAUUAGCGACUAUGAGGAGUUCUUCCUCAACUCAAAUGCAAAUAAUAAAUCUUGCGGCGGAACCCCAGACGAAGUGGAUAAUGAUAAUGAGACCCCAGAAAUUGUAUUGCUCCGCAUGCGCUCGAUUGCCGAGAGUUUCUACAAACGCAAGGACGGGUCGUACGAUGUAAGCAAGAUAUCGGAUAUUGUAGACCUUCUGCGCUAUGAAGUUCUUCAGCGACGAGCCAUUCUAACAACGGAUAUUCAGAACACACUAAAGCAGGCCUGGGACGCGGCUAAGAUAUUAGCUAAAGUCACUGUUCACCAGGAGUUUGGGCUGGCAGAUCUCUGGAAGUUCGCCAUUGCAUCUCUAAUCUGUAACGACUUGUUGAAGUAUAUUAUCGAUGAUCUAAAAAGUCCGGGGUUGCUCUUCUACUUCACUUCUGAAAGCCAUCUGCACGGGCUCCUAAACCUCCUAUUAUGCUCUCCUAUCUCCAAGUGCCAGGUUGAGCGCGACUCUGUGUCUAGUGUAGACUUCUUAUCGCAUUUCAUUUUUAAGGCGUACACAGACUCCAGCGAUGGUAGAUGUUCACGAAUUGAGGUAUACUGGAGUCGUGGCAGUGCACACUCCCCCUACAAACUGGACACGUCGAGCUCAGAAAGCGUUCUGCGUGUCCAGGAGCCCAUUCUAAUGUCUGAUAUCUUGAUUCCUAGCGAUCUACAAGAUAUGCUAGACAGUAGCAAAGAUAUCAUUGAUUUAAUAAAAGCUAGAGACGCCGAUCUGAUGCCACUCUUGCCCACAAUGUGA
Messenger RNA from Giardia duodenalis, 6552 nucleotides. Its product is annotated as Inositol-hexakisphosphate/diphosphoinositol-pentakisphosphate 1-kinase. Gene Ontology annotation, molecular function: 5-diphosphoinositol pentakisphosphate 1-kinase activity; diphosphoinositol pentakisphosphate kinase activity; inositol hexakisphosphate kinase activity. Gene Ontology annotation, biological process: inositol phosphate biosynthetic process; inositol metabolic process. The record is from RefSeq and is a predicted model, not a curated record. NCBI's taxonomy places the organism in Eukaryota, Fornicata, Diplomonadida, Hexamitidae. The transcript has a single exon. Bases 1 to 6552 code for a protein of 2183 amino acids.